AACAUGUACACCAAAGACGACAACGACCACAACAAUAUGUCGAACAGCAACUACAACAACAUGUCCAGCAACAACUACAACAACAUGUCCAGCAACAACUACAACAACAUGUCGAGCAACAACUCCACUACCAACAACAACAACCACAACGACAACAACAACAACCCCAACGACAACCCCAACGACAACCCCAACAACAACCCCAACAACAACCCCAACAACAACAGCUUCAACGACAACAACAACGACGACGACUACUACCACAACAAUAACAACAACAAGAACAACCCCAACAACAACCCCAGCGACAACCCCAACGACAGCCCCAACGACAACACCAACAACGACAACAACAACAACGAAAACAACCCCAACGACAACAACGACAACACCAACAACGACAACAACAGCAACAACUACAACGACAACAACCACUGCGUGUCCAACAACGACAACUACCACAACAACAACAACAACAACAACCACAACAACAACAACACCUACCACAACACCAACAACAACAACAACAACUACCACAACAACUACCACAACAACAACAACGACAACAACAACAACAACAACAACAACAACUACCACAACAACAACAACGACUACUACCACAACAACAACAACGACUACUACCACAACAACAACAACGACAACUACCACAACAACAACAACAACAACAACAGCAACAACAGCCACAGCAACAAAAGCAACAACAGCAACAGCAGCAACAACAACAAUAACAACAACAAGAACAGCAACAACAACAAGAACUGCAACAACAACAACAACAACAACAGCCACAACAGCAACAACAACAAUAGCAACCACAGCAACAACAACAACAACAACAACAACAGCAAUAGCAACAACAGCAACAACAGCAACAACAACAACAACAACAACAACGGUAACAACAACAAUAGCAACCACAGCAACAGCAACAACAACAGUUACAACGACAAGAACAGCAACAACAACAACAACAACAACAGCAAUAGCAACGACAGAAACAACAGCAACAACAGCAACAACAACAACAACAGUAACAACAACAACAACAACAGCCACAACAGCAACAACAACAAUAGCAACCACAGCAACAACAACAACAACAGUUACAACGACAAGAACAGCAACAACAAUAACAGUAACAACAACAACAACAACAGUAACAACAACAACAACCGCAACAACAAUAACAGUAACAACAACAACAACAACAACAACAACAGUAACAACAACAACAACCGCAACAACAGCAACAACAGUAACAACAACAACAACAACCACCUCGACGGUAACGGCAAACGCAAAAGCAAACCUAAAAGCAAAGGCAAAAGCAAUGCGAUGGGGGUGUGUAAUAGCAAUAACAGCAACAACAACAAAAACAACAACAACAACAACUGUUAAAUUGUGCAAUGAAAGCAGCAAAUUGUCAACGGUGCGACGCCUCGGCAGACAUGACGCAAGCAACGACGCCGACGGCGCUGCGCUCACCCACACACACACACACAUAAAUUAAGCCGCUUCGUUUGGCUGCAUUGUCCUGGGGAUUUCCUUUUGCUACUUUCGCUCUAAGUUCGCGCGCAGCUCGCGUGCGCUUAACUAUUUAUAAAAAUGUCCAGGCACCUGGACUCGGACACGGACAGGCACCCGCACCCGGACCCGAGCUUGGACUCGGACAUGUUGACGUUGUCGCUGACAGCCGGAACUGCAAGUCGCAGCCCCCACCCACCCAUCCACUCCUAGAAUUCUAUACGCUGCACUGCGAUUGCAGAGCCAUUUGUGCAAGGCAUCAACUUCAAAAUUCUACACAUAACUAUUAAAUGAGAGAUAAUGAGCUAAGUGCCCACCUGUUCGGGCACUUUGAGGACUCUGAGCACUUUUUGUUCAUUUCUAACGCCAAAUCAAUAAAUGUCAAUAUACAUAUAUAGGUAAAUAUCUGACAAACCUCUUCUAGAUUUUCUUUGCAGCUCGAGAGGUUAAAGAAAGGAUCCAAUUUAGCCUUGGAUAAAAGGUAAAAUUUGGUAAAACACUGUAAUAUGACAAGUGUGACCAGCUACAAAAAUCGAAAAAACACAUAUUUCUGACUUACAAAAAAAUUUGCCAUACCACUUUCUUGAUACCCAUUGCGAAAUAACUCAAUUUAAACGGUAUGUUGCAGAUAUGCAACAAGGCCGUAUAAAAGGUUAAUAGCUGGAGAUAUCUUUAGUAGACUAAAUUUGUUUGGAUAGAUAUUUAAGCUAUUCUUCACUUAAGUACCUAUAGACAUAGACGAGCUUAUGAUAAAUAUACAUAUAUCUACAUACAUGUAUCUAGUUUUAUCUAGCAUACACAACCGUUCAUUCUAUUCAUUCAGGAAUUGAGAACGUACAUAUAUUGCUUCUGUGUGCUUUUCUAUCAGUUCGUGCACCAACUCAUCUGUCUAUCUAUCCAUCCCUUUUUCCUUCUCUCUGUCUAUUCCAUUCGAUUAUUCUUCCGUUCGCCUGUUUCCCUGUAUAAAGCAA
Drosophila mojavensis is the source of this 2516-nucleotide messenger RNA. RefSeq names its product GATA zinc finger domain-containing protein 14-like. NCBI's taxonomy places the organism in Eukaryota, Metazoa, Arthropoda, Insecta, Diptera, Drosophilidae. The transcript has 7 exons. The record is from RefSeq and is a predicted model, not a curated record. The coding region runs from base 4 to 1419 and encodes 471 amino acids.